This is a messenger RNA of Clarias gariepinus (North African catfish), 4400 nucleotides long. It is a transcript of the gene mapk7, whose product is annotated as mitogen-activated protein kinase 7. Gene Ontology annotation, biological process: intracellular signal transduction; protein phosphorylation; cell surface receptor signaling pathway. Gene Ontology annotation, cellular component: cytoplasm; nucleus. The transcript has 7 exons. The coding region runs from base 81 to 3545 and encodes 1154 amino acids. The record is from RefSeq and is a predicted model, not a curated record. Gene Ontology annotation, molecular function: ATP binding; MAP kinase activity. NCBI's taxonomy places the organism in Eukaryota, Metazoa, Chordata, Actinopteri, Siluriformes, Clariidae.
GAAAAGCGUUGCGAUAGACAGCUUAGAGAGAAGGAGCCAUGCUUUGACAGAAUCGUUCACAGGGUCGUUGCUGUCCUUAUAUGAUUAUAAGGUCCAGGAUGUCAUCUAGUGAAGUUAAGAAAUCAAACGACCCUGUAGCCAACAAUAAGAGGGAGAGUAACAGUGAGAAGAAUCAACAGGCACCUGGGGUUGAACAUCACUCCCAACCUGUCAACGAUGCAUCAACCAAUGCAGAUGCAAGCACUGUGGCUGCGAAGAACCUGGCACUUCUUAAAGCCCAUUCGUUAGAUGUAAAGUUUGAGGUCGGUGAAGAGUACGACGUCAUCGAGACCAUCGGCACAGGUGCCUACGGUGUCGUAUCAUCUGCCAGGAGGCGAGACAAUGGGCAACAGGUGGCAAUAAAGAAGAUCCCGAAUGCCUUUGAAGUUGUGACUAAUGCCAAACGCACACUUCGAGAACUCAAGAUCCUGAAACACUUUAAACAUGACAACAUUAUUGCAAUUAAGGACAUUCUUCAACCCAUGGUGCCUCCUUCGGCAUUUAAAUCAGUGUAUGUAGUCCUUGAUUUAAUGGAGAGUGACCUGCAUCAGAUCAUCCACUCAAGACAACCUCUGACUCCUGAGCACACACGCUACUUUUUGUACCAGCUGUUGCGUGGUCUGAAGUACAUCCACUCAGCCAAUGUAAUCCACCGUGACCUGAAGCCGUCCAACCUGCUGGUGAAUGAAAACUGUGAGCUAAAGAUUGGGGACUUUGGCAUGGCCCGAGGUUUGAGUGCCGCACAUGCUGAGGAGUCCCGUUCCUUCAUGACAGAAUACGUGGCGACACGUUGGUACCGUGCACCCGAGCUCAUGCUCUCACUUCAUCACUACAGCCUUGCCAUUGACCUCUGGUCAGUGGGCUGCAUCUUCGCUGAGAUGUUGGGUCGAAAGCAGCUCUUCCCAGGCAAACACUAUGUGCACCAGCUGCAGCUGAUUCUCUCUGUCUUGGGUACACCAGCCGAGAGUGUGGUUGGUGCUAUCGGAGCUGAAAGGGUGCGCUCUUACAUCCAGAGCUUGCCUUCUAAGGCACCUGUGCCCCUCACCAGACUGUUCCCACAGGCCGACCCUGUUGCACUGGACCUUCUGAACGCCAUGCUGCGCUUUGACCCUCGCGAACGGAUUAGUGUGGUCCAGGCACUAGACCACCCUUACCUUGCCAAGUAUCAUGACCCAGAUGAUGAGCCUGUGUGUGUGCCUGCCUUUGAUUUUGAGUUUGACCGACAGCCUAUGGGGCGAGAGCAGAUCAAGGAGGCCAUACUUGCUGAAAUACAGGACUUCCACCAAAAAAAACAAGGUGGCAGAAAGAUUCAGUUUAAACCGUUUCAGAGACAAGUAGCAGGAAGCACAAGUAAUCAUUCGUAUCCAAUGUUACCCAGUACUCAAAACCAGCCAAAUGUGACCCACCCUCAGCGGCAAACAGCAAGUCAAAAUUUGGUCAUAGCACAGAGCUCAGUUCCCUCAGUUUCUUCAUUAAAAAAGCAAACUGCUCCACCUGAUUUUACCCAAAUUGCUAAUUAUUUGACACCAUUCACAAGAAGCUGUCAGGAUGUAGACAUGCCUAGUGCCAAUUCAGAUGGACAGCCAGAGACAAUAGACCUUACCACUCCCACAUCAAGCCAAGGCACGCCACCUUGUGAACCAACUGGAGACUGCACCAAGAGCGAGGCUUCUACAAAUCAAACUCCUGCUGUACAGGCAAUUCAGAGCCAGUCACUCCACCAGCCAUCAGCCUCUACAGUACCACCAUCUUGUCUUACUAAAUCUGGGGCCUCUCUUUCUCUAUCUCAAACACAAGCUCAGUCUCUAUCUCAGUCGCUCUCUCGUUCACUCGGAAAAGGCGGAAAAGCAACUUUUGGGGAGACCUCCCGAAAGGAAGGGGCAAUUUCAGAUGAUACCAAAGCAGCACUUAAAGCAGCUUUACUAAAGUCAGCACUGAGGCAAAAGGCACGAGACGGAAGUGCUGCAGCCCUGGGUAUAGACCUCGGCAGCGGGACUGGGAGCUCUUCUGGUGUUUUGUCUUCUGGUCCAGAACACAGGAGACCUGUUACAGCACAAGAGAGACAGCGGGAGAGAGAGGAGAAACGACGGAAAAGACAAGAACGAGCGAUGGAGCGAAAGAAAAAGAUGAAAGAGAAGGAAAAGAAGGAUGGCAAAUCAAGCGAGUCUUUCGGUGGUGUCGUGCUGAGUGACAACGACAAGAAGCUGCUGGAACGGUGGGGACGAAUGAUGGACAAAUCACAGGUCACAGACAUUAACCCAGCUAAGUCCAGUAACAGUAAGACAGGCUCCUGCCAGAUGCAGGCAACCAUAGGUAAAGGCCUGAUAAAGAUGCCAUCAGACACUGUGGAAACAGUGGCAGACAAACAACCAAGAGAGCUGCAAGCAUUCAAACCACCUCAACAAAUAGUGCCUCAGAUUAGCCAGUGUGUGGCGUCAGGCAUGUUCCAUCCUAAUGCCACAUUCAAUUCAUUGCCAAUGCCCCUAGGCUCUACUCAAAAUGGGGAUAUUGGGAUGGUGUCAGUUAGUGGAGGUGUAGGGCGUGGGCCUUUGACUAUAGUUGGAGGUGGAGCACUUGGUGUUGCUGCAGCCCCAUGUACCCUUACCAAAAGUGAUGCAUUAAAACCUCAACCUUCAACUCAGUUCCAGGGGUGUGGGACAGUAUUAAGCACUGUAGGGAACUGGACAGGGAACCAGACCAGCGGAGGAACAGCACACCUUCCGCAAGCACAAAUCCCACCCCAGUCUCAGCAGAUUCAGCUGUCUUCGCCACAGCUGAGCAAUGUGAGCCUACCACAGCAGCCAAUUAUGCUCACUCAAACCCAGUCUCUUGCACAUCCCCAACAAAACCAACCUCUUAUGCACCCCCAACAAGCUCAACCUCUUCCUAGCUCUGAAAUGCCCAUGACUAACCCUCCUGUGAAACUCUUUUCAUCAGACUCCUUUAUCAACAAACCUUUAGUAUUGACUCCCAAUGGGACAACAAGAGGUGGAAUUCAGGACACCAACAGGUCUCUUUCUAACCAAGAAUCUGCAGGUGCUUCUGAGUCCCUGGAGAAGUUGUGUUCUGUCCUUGGUAAACAGCAAAAUGGUACUCCUUCAGCUGAACCUUCUCAUGGAGCACCUGGUUCAACCGCCCCAACAUGUCUCACAGACACAGGAAUACCUGGGAGCUGCAGAGCACCAGACAUCCAUACAGUCACACUACAGCUGUCUAAGUCACAGGUUGAAGAUAUUUUGCCCCCAGUUUUUUCUGUGACACCCAAAGGCAGCGGGGCUGGAUAUGGUGUCGGCUUUGAUCUUGACGAUCUCUUCAAUCAGUCACUUACUGAUCUCCAGCAUUCAGACCUCAGGGAAAGUUACAACGACUCUGCACCCCUCUCUGCGUCCUUGCUCUCGGAUUGGCUGGAAGUACACCGCAUGACCCCAGCUGACUUGGAAUCACUUCAGCAGGAGCUCCAGCUCGGAUCUCCUAUGAUCCUUUCUGACAACUCCAACCUCCCUUAGACUAAAGUUCAAGUCAUCAUUCCUCUCCACUCUCCAUCAUGACAAAUAUGGCCCCUUAAUUUAUCGUACCCAGGAUCAUGAACAGUACUAUACCUCCAGGACAAGUGCCAACUUCACUACAAACAUUAUUUAAACUUUGAAAAGAUGAUCAUUGGUUGUUGAUUUUUGUUGUUGUUAAUGAUUUUGUUUGGCAUGCUGUAGAUUCUCUAAUAUAGCUAUUCAGAUCAGUGUAUGUUUUUUGCAAACAAUCUUUUGCUCCAUCUAGACAUAUCCAGUCAAGUUUUACUCCUAAGAAUUUAAACAGUUCUAACAGUUAGCUAAAAUUGCUACUAUCCACGAUCAAAAACGGGUGCCAAGUUAGCAUUCUGGUGCUAAUUCGGUGCUAAAACAAAUCAUUUCAGUUUCUUAUGAUAAUACAAGGUUUACACUGGGUGACAGGCAACAGGUUGAUCUUGAUUUUGUCGUGCCAAGUUGGAUACUUUGAGACCGAAAUGUCAAAUUUUCCUACUGGCAGCUAAGAUUAACUGCAGCAAAGUGUAAAAGCACUACAAAAAGAUAUUUGUGUCUUUCCAUGGUGCACUCAAAAUACAACAAGGGCACAUUGAGCAGAUUAUAACUUGGAUUAAAAAUGGAUCAACCCUUGCCUUGAAACCAUGUUCCUUGUGAAUACCUAGCACACUUCCAAGUGGUGAACGAUAACACCUGAGCGCAGUGUUAUGAGCAGCCUAAGUAAAUGUUACUAAGCAGGUUCAAGUGGGCAUUUCAUAAAUACAUUUUCGGUAUUAGUGUUCAGAUAAAUGAUUUUUGCACCAGCAUGACAAAUAACAUUUGUUUGCAAUAAAGGAACAAAAAUAA